Molecule: messenger RNA, 3028 nt
Organism: Daphnia carinata
Lineage: Eukaryota; Metazoa; Arthropoda; Branchiopoda; Diplostraca; Daphniidae
Product: specificity protein transcription factor 3-like
Exons: 11
Coding region: 387-2669 (760 amino acids)
Biological process (GO): regulation of transcription by RNA polymerase II
Molecular function (GO): RNA polymerase II cis-regulatory region sequence-specific DNA binding; DNA-binding transcription factor activity, RNA polymerase II-specific
Source: RefSeq, a predicted model, not a curated record
CACCGGGAAAAAGAAAAAAAAAAAAGGCAACGUUCAUACAGCUGGAUCAAAUCAAAUCGUAAGCCCUAGUUGCAUCUUUUCUCUGAUUUAGCUGUUUCUAAGGCAGGGAUCAGGGCGAGGCCAAACUUCCAGCGGCGUCCCUCCCUUUUUCCUCCCUCUCCUCCCCUUGAUUUUUCCACCCUCUUUCAAUGUUUGGGAGGCUGUUCACCUUUCUGAUUCUGCACAAACUGAAGGAUUCUACUAUAGAGAAACUGUUGAACGACUUUGCACGUGGAUUUAUGCUGUCACCUCUGUGAUACAAAACAUCUUCCCUUAUUGACAACAACAGAAGGCUCGGUUGAUCGCUUUUUUGGUGUCCUAGUUUUUGUGACCUGUCAAUUCUCUUUAUGGCGGGAUGUUUUACAUCCAUGGUCCAAGUCCAACCUGUCAUGGCCACAACAGCACCUUCCAAAGUCAAGCGUGAGACACAAUCCACUGAUGAUGAGGAGCGUACAGAAGUGUUGUCACUCUCCGUGACGGCAAAGAAGAAGAGGAAAGUGGGUGGUGCCGGAGAAGCCAAAGGGGGGGCACCUCCCCCCACCCUGAUGAAGGCCACUAACCUGCAGGGCCAAGUGCUCACUCCGGCCCAACUUCAGAGUCUACUACAACAAGCAGGUGUUUCUAAUGGAGAAAUUCAACAAAAUGGCACACUUGCUACAAACACCCAAGGCGCACAGGGUCAGGCUAAAACUGUCAGUGUUAGCCCCUCCAACAUUCUUUCCUUGCAAGGACUGCAAGGGCAGAUCAUACAGACUGCACAGGGUACACAGUUGUUGACAUCCGGCUCAAACAACAACACUUCAACUGGAGGUGUAUCAUACAGUAUGUCACCUGCCUUCCAGACAGUUACCAUUGACGGUCAAGAGGCAAUCUUCAUCCCAACAGGAGGAGGGGGGCAACAGGUGCAGCUAGGCCACAGUCAGGCACUUUUGACAUCCAACGGUCAAAUCAUCCGUGCCCCUAAUAAUCAGGCACAGUCAUUGCCGUUCACGCUACAAAAUGUGGGUGUUCAGUCAGGAUCCCAAGGGGUUACAGUCCGAACAGCCGGUGGUAUGCAGCAAGUUCUACAGUUACCAAUGCAACAAACAGCCACCAUUUCCGUGCAAGUGCCAGUGUCCACUGCGAACGGACAAACAGUUUACCAAACUUUACAACUUCCUGUUCAAAUGAUUUCUAGCGGCAUUCCUGGCCUGAUGCAAUCCGGCACCCAAAUGCAAGUUUUGUCUUCUUUGCAGGUACCUCAGCAGCAGCAAUAUGCGCAAAUAAUUAAUGCUAAUGGGCAGAUCCAGACAGUGCAAAUAGCUAAUCUGUCACAAAUGGGCACUACUACAUUGUUGAGUCCCGGGGGUCAACAACAACAGCAGCAACAGCAACAAACGACGGUGACUAAUAACUCAAAUAGCAGCACUAACACUUCAGGAGCAUCAACUGUCACAAUAACCCAAUCAAACGAUGGCGCUCUUCAAAUCAGUACUGUUGAGAAUAACGGAGCUAGCGCAGGUAGUAAUAACCAGUCGACCAACCCAAAUGCCAAUGCGCAACAACAACAACAGCAGCAGCAGCAGCUUCAAAAUGUAUCGCAGCAGAUAACGAUUGCUGGGCUGUCUGGAGGUAGCAACCAACUUACGAUGAUUCCAGCAUCGAGUCUUUCAGGCUUGACUAGAAUGCAGACUGGCUCAAAUUUGUUGCAAGCUUUUCCCAUUCAGAAUAUCCCCGGACUCGGAAACGUCCAAGUGAUACCAGCAUCAAGCCUCCAAGCCCUUACAGGCCAGCAGACUUUAUCGACUGUAUCCCAGCAGUCACAGCCGGUUCUUCCACCAGGAACUCAAAUAAUAGCUGCUUCAUCCUUAGGUCAGCAGCUUCAGCAAGAUCCGAAUGACCCUACGAAAUGGCAGGUUGUGACCACGGGCACACCCCAGGCUACACAACUAGUAACUGUGGCUCCCGCCGCGACCACCUCCAGUGGGCAACUUUCAUCCCCUACACCGGCCGAGGGAACGAUGGAGGUGGUAAUGACUACUGAUUCUUCCGCCCCUGCAGCCAAUAGCUCAAGUCCAGCUAAACCUCGUCUUCGUCGUGUAGCAUGCACUUGUCCGAAUUGCAAAGAUGGUGAAGGGAAACAGGUUGGAGAAAACAAGCGUAAAAUUCAUAUCUGUCACCAUCAAGGCUGUGGAAAGGUGUACGGCAAGACGUCUCAUUUGCGCGCCCAUUUGCGGUGGCACUCAGGCGAUCGACCUUUUGUUUGCUCGUGGUAUUAUUGUGGUAAACGAUUUACCAGAUCCGACGAACUUCAGAGACACAGACGAACUCACACUGGAGAAAAGCGCUUUCAAUGUCCAGAGUGCGGUAAGCGAUUUAUGCGAAGUGACCACCUUUCGAAGCACAUCAAGACUCAUUCGAAAUUACGUGGGCAUGUACAGGCGGACGUUUCGGUAGACGGCGCUACCCAGAUUGUUUUUGCGGAACCGCUGGAGGAGGGGGAAGACGGCCGAGAAGAAGAGGAAGAAGAUGCUGAGGGUGAAGAUGGUGAGGACGGGGGAUCAUCGGAUGGGGAGGAGAAAAUGCUCAUCAUCCCUGGCGACGCCGUCGAUGCUUCAGCGGUUGGUAAUGAGUCUCAAAUCGACGGUUAGAGGAACCAAUUGUAUGUAGCAUUCCCCUCAUUAUGUCUCCUCCACCAAAGUCCAAUUGCUCUGUUUGUAUGUUUGCAUUGUCUUUGUGAUUAUUCAUUCGCUUUAGAGUGGUAAUAGGGAGUGGGAGCAAGAGCUUUAAUUCAUAACUAACAUCUGGCGAAUUAUAACACAAAUUCAAAUAAAAGAGACGAUUGCUCUCAAUUUAUCUCCCUUGUAUGUUUCAAACAAACUUUUAAAUGGUCAUUAACUCUUUGCAUACUUUCACUUGAGUAUUACCAUUUACCCAAUGUUUGUAAACAAAAUGCCUUAUUCAUAAUUUUUAGACUUGGAAAUGAAAAUAAAAGUUGAACAGUUAGGAU